This is a messenger RNA of Pipistrellus nathusii (Nathusius's pipistrelle), 2412 nucleotides long. NCBI's taxonomy places the organism in Eukaryota, Metazoa, Chordata, Mammalia, Chiroptera, Vespertilionidae. The record is from the annotation of a GenBank genome assembly.
AUGGCUGCCUCGCCGGGCCACCUGAAUGUGAUGGAAAAGGCGAAGAACAUAUCGGAGAGCGACUGCUUCCGCACCCGGAGCACCGUCCUGCAGGGGCAGCCCUUUGGUGGCAUCCCCACCGUGCUGUUCAUCAACAUCAUCUUGUGGCUGGUCAUCAUUUUCAUUUACUCCUUCCUCCGGAAAGCUGCGUGGGACUAUGGGCGCCUGGGCCUGCUGAUACACAAUGACAGCCUGGCCUCGCUGAUCCACGGGGAGCACAGUGAGAAGCCAUCUCCCUCCGAGGUGCCCCUGGAGAUGGAAUACAAGGACAAGGGCUCCUACUCCUGGUUCUUCAACACCCUCACCAUGAAGAACAGAGAUCUGAUCAGCAAAUGUGGAGAUGAUGCCCGCAUUUACAUCAUGUUCCAGUAUCACCUCAUCAUCUACAUGCUCCUCCUCUGCGUCCCCUCCUUGUGCAUUAUUCUGCCCAUCAACUACAACGGGAAUGUGCUGGACUGGCAUAGUCACUUUGGUCGGACCACCAUUGCCAAUGUCUCCACAGAUAGUAAGAUCCUGUGGCUGCACAGCUUCUUUGCCUUCUUGUACUUCAUCAUCAACCUGUUCUUCAUGGCUCAUCAUUGCUUAGGGUUUGUGCCCAAGAGGAGCUCGGUCAACAGAACACUGAUGAUCACCUAUGUCCCCAUAGAGAUCCAAGACCCUGAUCUCAUCAUAAAGCAUUUUCACGAGGCCUAUCCAGGGUGCGUAGUGACCAGAGUCCACUUCUGCUAUGACGUCAAGGACCUCAUUGACUUGGACGAUCAGAGGCGCCAUGCGAUGCGGGGCCGCCUCUACUACACAGCCAAGGCCAAGAAGCAUGGGAGGGUGAUGAUCAGGAUCCACCCCUGUUCCCGCCUGUGCUUUUGCAAAUGUUGGACCUGCUUCAAAGAGGUAGAUGCAGAGCAAUAUUACAGUGAGCUGGAGGAGCAGCUGACCGAUGAGUUCAACGCCGAGCUCAGCCGCGUUCCGAUGAAGCGCCUGGACCUGAUCUUUGUCACCUUCCAGGACGUCAAGAUGUCGACGCGCAUCGUAAGGGACUACAAGUUUUCCCCGUGUGGGGUGUACCCCCAACAGUCCUCCAUGACCACCACCAUCAAAUCCCACCGCUGGAGGGUUACCUUUGCCCCACACCCCAAAGACAUUAUUUGGAAACACCUGUCUGUCCGCCGCUUCAAAUGGUGGGUCCGCUUCAUCAUAAUCAACACCUUCCUCUUCCUCUUCUUUUUCUUCCUCACCACGCCCGCCAUCGUCAUCACUACCAUCGACAUGUAUAACGUCACCCGUCCCCUCGAGAAGCUACAGAGCCCCAUCAUAACCCAGUUCUUCCCCUCCCUGAUGCUCUGGACCUUUACAGUGGUAAUGCCUCUGAUUGUCUUCUUCUCUGCCUUCCUGGAGGCCCACUGGACCAGUUCAAAUCAGAAUCUGGUCAUUGUGUAUAAGUGCUACAUCUUUCUCGUGUUCAUGGUGAUCAUUCUGCCCUCUAUGGGACUGACCAGUUUGGAUGUCUUUCUCCGCUGGCUCUAUGACAUCUACUACCUGGAAGAGGCAACCAUCAGGUUCCAGUGUGUGUUCCUGCCAGACAACGGCGCCUUCUUCGUCAACUACGUGAUCACGUCAUCUCUGUUUGGCACCGGCAUGGAUAUGCUGCGCCCGGGGUCCCUCGUGAUGUACAGCACCCGCCUCUUCUUCUCCCAGUCGGAGCCAGCGAGAGUCCACAUCAGGAAGGACCAGGCCUCGGAGUUCCAGUUCGGGCGUGAGUACGCGUGGAUGAUGAACGUCUUCAGCGUGGUGGUGGCGUACAGCAUCACCUGCCCCGUCAUUGUCCCUUUCGGGCUGCUGUACCUGUGCAUGAAGCACAUCUCGGACCGCUAUAACAUGUACUACUCCUACGUGCCCACCAAGCUCAAUGAGCAGAUCCACAUGGCCGCCGUCAACCAGGCCAUAUUCGCGCCGCUGCUGGGUCUGUUCUGGAUGCUCUUCUUCUCCUUCCUACGAUUAGGUUCACUGCACAGCAUCACCAUCUUCUCCCUCUCCUGCCUUGUCGUUGCCAUGGUAAUUGCCUUCCUGGGCACUCUGAUAGGGAGGCUGCCGAAGACACAGGAAGAGCGGGAAGAGGAGACGGAGACCGUGUUUGACAAGGAGCCAAGCAGCACCCCCUCCACGCCCACCUCCCUUCUAUAUGUGGCCACUGUGCUGCAAGACCCGGAGAUGAACCUGACCCCAGCCUCUUCGCCCGCCCAGCACACCUAUGGCACCAUGAACAGAACGCCAGAAGAGGAAGAAGAGGAGAGCGGUAUGAUGGGCUUUGGACAGGAGCUGGACUCGGCCCAGUUCCAGGAGGGCCUGGAAUUGGAGGACCCGAGCCAGUACCACUGA